This is a messenger RNA of Daldinia decipiens, 1534 nucleotides long. Its product is annotated as NAD(P)-binding protein. The transcript has a single exon. The record is from RefSeq and is a predicted model, not a curated record. Bases 421 to 1476 code for a protein of 351 amino acids. NCBI's taxonomy places the organism in Eukaryota, Fungi, Ascomycota, Sordariomycetes, Xylariales, Hypoxylaceae.
CAAAUAUUUUCUAUCCCAUUAUCACGUCACCAUAUGACCACUCCAAGAAAUACAAUGCGCAUCAUCGAGAUUGGAUGAUUUUCCAAAUGCUGAAUUCAACUUCUCAGGCUAGGGAAAUCUAGAGCCCGUAGUUAUCUCAUGGUUGCGACCGUAGCCUUCGUAUAUCAAAUCGCCGGGCCACUUAGAAAGCAUAGAACAAUGGCCCAGGUACUAGCUAUCAUCAAUGAUUCGGCCUCAUCUGAAUUAUAAAUUAUCAUGGUUCAAUAAAGUCGCGUCAACACUUCUUGCCCGUAUCCUCGCAUCAUACAAGCAUCUAUGAGCUUAACUAAACCCACAUCUCUCAUCUACAUAAUCUUACUUCCCUAGGAUAAUAGCAAUAUCAAACACUGGAACGCAUACCUAGCUAAUUCAAACCUCAAGAUGGCACCUGGAAAGAAAGUUCUCAUUGUAGGACCAGGCUUCAUCGGCUGGGCCGUGCUUGAUCUAUUAGCAAAGGAGAACUAUGAAAUCACGGGGUAUGUCAGGAGGAAAGAACACGCGGAUCAGAUCAAGGCUUCAGGGGCCACAGAUACGGUGCUUGGUGACCUAAACGACAAGGCAUUAAUUACGAAACACGCGUUAUCCCAUGACAUUGUGAUUCACACAGCCACCGCAGACCAUCUCCCAAGUGUAGAAGCCAUCUUGGAAGCCGUCCAGCAGCGAGCUGAAAAGGGGCUGAGCACGAUCUAUAUCCACACUUCUGGAACGUCAUUAAUAGACGACGGGGCAGCAGGGGCUUAUAAGGGAGACAAGGUGUACCAUGAUAACAUCGUGUCUGAGAUCGACUCCGUUUCUGACAAUGCGCCGCAUCGACAAAUAGACCUUGCUAUCGUCAGGGUCCAAAAGAAGCUAAGGGAGAAAGCCAAAAUCGCCAUCAUGAUCCCGCCCACCAUCUACGGUUACAACCCGCACCACGGACGACUUUCAAUCCAGAUCCCGGUGCUCACCCGGUACGCCCUUAAGCACGGAUAUGCGGGAUACGUAGGCGCUGGCCUCCCCGUCGAGAGCAACAUCCACGUGAAUGACUUAGCGAGGGGCUACAUCACCCUGCUACACCACCUGGAGUCCACACCGGCUAAUACCCCCGAUAUCCUCGAGAACCCGUACUACUUCUGCGAAAUGACAGGAGACAACGAACCGAGCUGGCAAGAUAUCGCGUCGCUCAUCGGAACGGAACUCCAUAAGGCCGGUCUCAUCCCUGACUCGAAGACGCGCACGAUCCCGCCCGAGAACUACGGCGACCUGUUCAUGGACUUCACACCUGUUGCCAUCGGCCUUAAUAGCCGUAGCCGAGCUGUGCGGUUGCGGGAGUUGGGGUGGAAACCCGUAGAGAAGAGCUUGAGCGAGAGUUACAUACAGGACGAGCUGGCGGUGAUUUUGAAGGAGGAUGUGGACCGCAAGGCUUUUGAUGGAUACCACGGGGUUGUUGCUAGUUGAAGAGGUUAUACUUAGACUACUAAUAGUUAUAAAUUUGUUGCCUUGUUGUUACCCCUCG